Molecule: messenger RNA, 2558 nt
Organism: Bursaphelenchus xylophilus (pine wood nematode)
Lineage: Eukaryota; Metazoa; Nematoda; Chromadorea; Rhabditida; Aphelenchoididae
Source: the annotation of a GenBank genome assembly
AUGGAGGCGAUCUUCUGCAAGUCGAACGAACGCAAUAAAGCCUCCGGGAGAGAGAAACCGGCUGUCGGUAAAAGGCUCGGAACAAUUUUCUCCGUCGUCUCUUCGCUCCCUGCAAUCUCUCGCUCUGCUCUUGGCAAUGGCGCUUCUCUUUUGCGCGCUUUGCAAUGGCCAUUUAAUAAUUUCUUUUCUUUUUAUUGUUGUCUCUGCAGAGCGUACUGUUUGUUGCAUUACGAAUUUUUACAAUAAGAAAAAUUAUUUUAAUUCUGUUGCAGGUACGCCGAAUAUGGGCGAUGGCAGUGACAAUGUCAGGGUAGUUGUCAGAUGCCGGCCAUUAUCUGAACAAGAAGUUCGUGGGGGACAUCAGGCCACAGUCAAAGUGGAUAAAAUUGCCAAGACGAUCUCCGUCGAAAGUCAAAAUGUAAAUUAAAAAAUAUUAUUCGUAAGAGUUCCAUCUUCAGGAUUUUACGAAAACUUUUACAUUCGAUCAAGUAUUCGAUUGGAACUCGGACCAGAUAACCAUCUACAAUUCGGUGGCAAGGCCGAUAGUUGAGAAUGUUUUGAAAGGUUACAAUGGUAAGGGGUAUAAGUAAUUUGAAUAAAUUUAAAUAAAGGAACCAUUUUCGCUUACGGACAAACUGGAACAGGGAAGACAUACACAAUGUCUGGGGAGGAUGGGAAUCCGGAGGAACGGGGGAUCAUCCCCAACUCCUUCGCCCACAUCUUCGACCACAUCUCCAAGUGUAAUCAUGACAAAACGUGAGGAGAUUCAUAACAUUUAUAUUAAAAUCUUAGAUUUCUGGUUCGAGUCUCUUAUUUGGAAAUUUAUAACGAAGAAAUUCGAGACUUGUUGGCCAAGAACCAAGAUCAUCAUGGCCUGGAGGUGAAGGAAAGGCCGGACAUCGGGGUUUUCGUCAAAAACUUGUCCAAUGUCACCGUUUCCAGUGCUGAUCACAUGUUCAAGAUCAUGCAGUUUGGGAAUCUGAAUCGUCAUAUUGGAGCGACUAAUAUGAAUCAACAGAGCUCCCGGUCGCAUGCAUUAUUCACGGUGACUAUUGAGUGUUCGCAGAAUCUGAAUGGACAUCAGCAUCUGACUCAAGGAAAGCUCCACUUAGUGGAUUUGGCUGUAAGUUUCUCGUCUUUUUUUUUAUUUUGUUGUUCCUAGGGAAGUGAACGUCAAUCCAAAACUGGAGCCUCGGGAGAUCGACUGAAGGAGGCGUCUAAAAUUAACCUUUCUUUGUCAACGCUUGGCAAUGUCAUCAGUGCUCUUGUUGAUGCCAAAUCCACACAUAUCCCAUACCGAAACUCAAAAUUAACCAGGUUAUUGCAAGAUUCAUUAGGUGGAAAUUCCAAAACGGUGAUGAUAGCUAACAUCGGACCCGCUACCUACAAUUACGAUGAGACAAUCAGCACAUUAAGAUAUGCAAAUAGGGCCAAGAAUAUUAAGAAUGUGGCCAGAAUUAACGAAGAUCCGAAAGACGCCAUGCUCCGCAAAUUCCAACAAGAAAUCGAACAACUCAGAAAGCAAUUGGAGAAUGACGACGGUACGUCUCAAAAAGAAAAAUUAAUUUUUGUUUAGAAGGAUCAGACGACAGUGAAUUUGAAGACGAACAACCCUCAGAAGAGAGGAAAGGACAUUACGAAGAUCGAAUAAAACAUCUCGAAAGUGACAUAGCCGACAGAAGAAAGCAUCUGGAUGACGUUCGGAAUAUUGGGGACGAUGACAGAAGACGUCUGGCCACGGAUUUAUUGGCCAAAGAAAGGGAUCUCAACUCAAUAAGGCAGGAAUAUGAUACCCUACAACAAAAACUAGCUGCCAUUGAACGAAAACUAAUUAUUGGAGGCGAGAAUCUGCUUGAAAAGGCCGAGAAACAGGCACAAUUACUCGACCAGAGCAACAUGUUAGUAAAAAAUAUAGAUUUCUUUGGUUUAAUGCUAACAAAACUUUUAGAGAAUUGGAACAGGCUAGAGCAACAGAAAAUGACCUCAGAAAACGGUUGGAAGAUCGACAGGCGGAAAGAUUAGAUAUCGAGGAGAAGUACAACAGUCUGCAAGAGGAAGUUAUGGUCAAGAAUAAGAAAUUGAAAAGAGCUUUCAACCAUUAUCAUCAGGCCAAAGCAGAGCUCGAAGACAUCGAAACAGAGCACCAACGGGAAAUGGAGGGACUUUUGGAGAAUGUUCGGGAGCUCCAAAAAGAAUUAAAACUUUAUAUUGCACUCAUCGAAGCCUAUAUCCCCGAGCAAUUUGUGGAUCUGAUCGAGAAGUAUGUCUGUUGGAAUGAUGAGAAUGGAGAAUGGCAACUCAAAUGCAUAGCGUACACGGGUAACAACAUGAGAUCUGCUGCUCCAAUAAGCUCGUUCUCUCGGGUAAAUGAGCCCCAACUCAGACCAGUAUAUCUGUCUUACAACGACUUUGUGGACACCAAGGUUGAGGCCGCCAUCGAGAAUCCACGAUUUCGCCCCAAGUCCGCGAUGAAGUCAGUUUUCGUAUUUUCGAUUUACCGUAAUUUGAAUGCUUUCAGAGAUCGGCAAACCGCAAAAAUCAUGGCUUUACUGGAUUAA